Caenorhabditis auriculariae is the source of this 1327-nucleotide messenger RNA. NCBI's taxonomy places the organism in Eukaryota, Metazoa, Nematoda, Chromadorea, Rhabditida, Rhabditidae. The record is from the annotation of a GenBank genome assembly.
AUGGAAGAAUCCGAAACCGGUACUGAACUGAACAACUACCCGACAGACAAUUGUCGUACCAAGAGGCACCUAUGAAACAAGCUGAAUGGGUGCCUCCCUGACUCAGCCGUCCAUUCCGAGGAACAAUGGGAGCAGUGCCGGCCGUCGUUCCAAGGCGUGGAGUAUAAAUACUCAGUUGAACCCCGUAUCAGCAUCUCACAGACAGCUCUCCUCCAGCUUCACAAAAUGUUCCGUCGCUUGGCCGUAUUCCUGCUCGUCGUCGCCAACUGCCUCUGUGUGUCGGAUAGUUUCGACAAAAAGCUGAACGAGGCCCGCGAGAAAGGCACCAUCACGUUCCCGCAUUUCGUCAUGCUCGACAUGUACAAGACGGUCGAAGACAUGAACUCCAAGGUCGACAAGAUCCUCGCCUACACCAAGAUCUGCGCCGGCGCUGACGCUCCCUCGAUAUUCGAUAUUCUCAGCGGCGGCAGCUCCAGUGGAUUCGGACGAGUUCGCGGAGGAACCAGCCUCUCCAAGGAACAAAACGCCUUGCUCCUGUCUAUCCUUCAAGGAGUAAGUCACCAAAUUUGCCUGCUUUGAUGAACAAUUAGGUAUCUUUGGAUUUCAAAGCGUUCACUCUUUUGAACUUUAAUGUACCUUCACAUUAGUAUGGAUGAGGAUUAUAGAGGUAGUGCGGUUAAUUUUCGUACCAGUAUUUUCUUUUUCGAAGUUCGCUACAAAAUCGUGACUUUUCAGGCUUCAAGCAACGGCUUCGGCUCAGCUUUCUCGACGCUGGUCGGCCAGCAAACCGCCCCCAUCACCUUCAGCCUUGACAACGGAUAUCGCGUAAGAUUUAUCUUCUUUUUUGAGUUUGAUUAGGAGGCAAAGUGCUUUUUAUGAAUAGCUGGGCAAACAUAUAAAAGAUGCACUGCAACUUGAGAAGAAUUUCAAAUUUCUUUACUUCCAAAAACUGAAAUGUGAGAUUUCGACAUUUUUUGAACACUCAGGACCUGCUCAAGUAUUUAUCAGUUGGCUUUGAGCCGAAGAAAUUAUUAGCUUACUUCUUGUUCUUUUCUAACUCUUUUUUUACGCUCAAAAUUCCGCUCAUCCUUGCGAGACCCUUUUUUGGCAAAACCCCCGAUCCUUCGAACUUUUUGAAAUGUUGGAAUUGAGCAAAACUGCCUUGCAGACGCCGCUGUCGCCAAUCACUCCGAUCGGCCCGAUCUCUCCCCCGACCUUCACCUACGUCGCCCAGCAGCCUCAGGUCGUCUCCACCGGAUCCGCCGGCGGCAGUUACGUCCAGCCGCCGCAAGGAUACGCUACCGCCCCCGGCGCGGGCAAGAAGUAG